This is a messenger RNA of Symbiodinium necroappetens, 1153 nucleotides long. The record is from the annotation of a GenBank genome assembly. NCBI's taxonomy places the organism in Eukaryota, Dinophyceae, Suessiales, Symbiodiniaceae.
GUACCCCCGCGGAUUGCUUUGCGGCCAAGCUGAUUGGCAGCGACGGAGUGGAGAUCCGUGACGAUGACCACAUCGACUGGGAGUUGUUCAGACAAGGCUCACUUCAAUACGUCGUGGUCGACUUCGUGCAAUUCAUGCUUGGGGACCUCAACUUCGAGCAGCUUCCUCAUUUGGAUUUCGCACAAGACCCACAUAAGAUGCUACAGCCACGUCUUGUUAUCUUUGAUGCUCACAAGGUUUUCGUGCGGACAGGUCAUGCAGCGUGCCAGUAUUUUUACGAUGCUUGGGAGGCAGCGAUAAUGAGCCUCGGUUCAGCAAGAGCUAACGUCGUUGAAGCCGAUGGCGGCACCGUGCUGGGCAGAAUGCUGGCCCUCCUGCAGGAAGCUCUUACAUUAGACUGGAAUCCUUUCUGGGACCCGGACAUCGAUGGACCGGAUGGUCAGAGGGUUGGAGAUGAUUUUCUGCAGAUUUCGGAGCAUGCCAUCGUGACGACAGUCAUCCGUUUUGUCACGGAGAAGCUGCAAGUUCAGACAGUGAAGCAGACCUUCCAGCCCCACCAGGACGAGCUGAAAAGUCUACUUUGGAGAUUUGUGCAGGACAAGCUGUCACUUCCUCGGGGCGCGGGGCAUCAUCCUGGUCUUUUGGAAGGCCGGGGGGCAACUUUGAUGCUCGCGCUGAUCGAAAAAGGUCUUCCGCGGUGGUACUGGGGUGGUUGCCAUGGCUUUGGCCGUUUUGGUGACAACCUUUUGCAGUAUAUCCUCGAGUCAACAUGUUGCCCGGUGGUCUUUUACCAAACCGAGGCCGAAGGAUUUCUCUGUCUUGCUCUGGCCGAGAGGUACACCUUAGAGGAGUUUUUCCACAAGACCACGGCUGGCUGCAUUUCCCUCGGGUACGCCAAGGAUAUCACCGAGAUGAUCACCGCACGGAGGGAAGCGGGCGGGUAUCUGGGCGAAAGCGACCUUCGUGUCUGGUUCGAAGUCGACACCAAGAUCAGGGAGCAGAUGCAAAGCCGCGCCAGGGAUUUCCAAGGCAGCUUGCUGGAGUUUGCUGCGCUGACCGGGUCUGUGCGGGCAGCUUUGCGAGGUCAGUCGCUUCCGGCUUUCGACGGGGAGCUUUGGCAGCGUGCUGCUGUGGUUCGCCUGGAGUGGAUGAG